AUGGCCUUCGAAGACCUCGAGAGCUGGCUCAGCCAGUUCCAGGUCCUUUUGCAGGACUUUCCCUUACAAGACUUCUGGCAAUUCGUCACCCCUGCCAUCUGGUCCGUCGCCGCCGUUCUCGCUCUCUACAUCCUCCUGCAGUUCCAGUCUGAGGAGCCGCCUCGACGGUACACGGUUCCCGCGCCCAAGCUGCCCGAAGGCGAGCCGCAGAUCCUCGAACACCCGACCAUCAAGGUCCCCGGCAGCACCGCCAUCCAGUGCUACGCGCCGGCGACGGGCCAGCUGCUGGGGCUGGUCAACCCGUCCACGCCCGCCGGCCUCGACCGCGCCAUCGCGUCCGCCGCCGCCGCCCAGCAGGCAUGGCGGGAGACGACGUUCCGCCAGCGCCGCGCCGUGCUGCGCACGCUCCUGCAGCACGUCCUGGACAACCAGGAGCAGAUCUGCCGCGUCAGCAGCCUCGACUCGGGCAAGACCAUGCUGGACGCCCAGCUGGGCGAGAUCCUCGUCACCACCGAGAAGCUGCAGUGGACCCUCAAGCACGGCGAGAAGGCCCUGCGGCCCGAGCGGCGGCCCACCAACAUGCUGAUGACCUACAAGAAGAACAGGGUCGUCUAUGAGCCCCUCGGCGUCGUCUCGGCCCUCGUCAGCUGGAACUACCCCUUCCACAACCUGAUCGGCCCCAUCAUCAGCGCCAUCUUCGCCGGGAACGGUAUCAUUGUCAAGGUUAGCGAGCAGACGUGCUGGAGCGCCGCCUACUACACCAGCAUAGCCCGCGGCGCUCUCGUGGCGCACGGCCAUGACCCUGCCUUGAUCCAGAGCGCCGUCUGCUGGCCUCAGACGGCGAACCACCUGACGAGCCAUCCCGGCAUCAGCCAUGUUACCUUCAUUGGCAGUCGGCCUGUGUGCCACCAUGUCGCCGCCAGCGCUGCCAAGAGCCUUACACCCGUUGUUGCGGAAUUGGGUGGAAAGGACGCUGCCGUCAUCUGCGAUUCUGCCAAGGGCGACUUGAAGCGUAUCGCCGACAUCAUGAUGCGCGGCUCUUUCCAGGCCGCAGGGCAGAACUGUAUCGGAAUUGAGCGCAUCAUCUGCGCCCCCGGUGUGUACGAUAAACUCGUUGACAUGUUGGCCCCCCGCGUCAAGGCUUUGAGACUGGGGCUGGACAAGGAUGUUGGAGCAAUGGUUUCGGAUAACUCAUUUGCACGCCUCGAGGAACUGGUUCAAAGUGCUGUCGAUUCUGGUGCGAGACUCCUAGCCGGUGGCAAGAGAUACCGACACCCGAAUCACCCGUCGGGCUUCUACUUCACGCCGACUCUGCUUGUGGACGUGACGCCGGACAUGGCCAUCGCUCGGGAGGAGUGCUUCGGGCCGAUCAUGACCGUGAUGCGCGCGCCCUCGGGCUCCGCCGAGGACCUGCUCGCGCUCGCCAACGCGCCCGAGUUCGGGCUCGGGUCGAGCGUGUACGGCCGGGACGCGGACCCGGUCCUGCGGGCCGUGGUCAAGGGCAUCCGCGCCGGCGGCGUGGCCGUCAACGACUUCGCCGUCUUCUACGCCGUGCAGCUGCCCUUCGGCGGCGUCGGCGGCUCGGGCUACGGCCGCUUCGCCGGCGAGGAGGGCCUCCGCGGCCUGUGCAACCUGAAGAGCGUCUGCGAGGACCGCAUGGCCUGGCUCGGCAUCCGCACCGCCAUCCCGCCCCCCGCUCGCUACCCCGUGCGCGACCAGGACGGCGCCUGGCGCUUCGCCCGCGGCGUCGUCAGGCUCGGGUACAGUCUUGGGCUCGGCGGCAUGCUGGGGGGUCUGGUGGAUGUGGUGAGGAAUGGUUAG
Molecule: messenger RNA, 1821 nt
Organism: Neoarthrinium moseri
Lineage: Eukaryota; Fungi; Ascomycota; Sordariomycetes; Amphisphaeriales; Apiosporaceae
Exons: 2
Coding region: 1-1821 (606 amino acids)
Molecular function (GO): aldehyde dehydrogenase (NAD+) activity
Source: RefSeq, a predicted model, not a curated record